AUCUUUUUUCUUUCUCCUGCCGGGAUUCAUGCCUUGCUUCCAUGAAAAAAGAGAGUGGGCCACCGAGCCAUUUAAGAAUUCGCUGUCCGCUGUGCCCAACGCCUCGCUGUCUUUGGUAGUGAUAACCCCUGUUUUCCAGACUUUCUUCCCCGCUGCUUCUUCGAAGUUCAAAUCUAUGAAAUGAAGCGAUAUGAUCUGAGAAUUUUCCCUCAAAUCCAACUAGUAUCACCUUUACCCAGAUAUAGAAUUUGCCUAUUUUGAGCGUUUUCUCUCUCCAAACCUCUCUCACUUCUCACCAAGAAGAGAGAGAGAGAGAGAGAGAGAGAGAGAGAGAGAGAGAGAGAGAGAGAGAGAGAGGGAGAGAGAGAGAGAGCCAUCGCCAUAAAUUUGUAUUUGUCUCUUUGCCCAUUUCUGUAAUUUGAUAAUCUCCCCUGUCUCUAGGUUCUUUACCAAGAGAGACAAAGAGAGGGGGAGGGGGGAUGGGUGUGCAAGAGAAUGGGAAUGGCGAUGGGGCGUUGGCCCUGGCAUUGGGAAACAAGAACAAGUACAAGAGGAUGGAUUCUGAGGUCACAGAGGUAGAUGGGGUCUCGCGUUCUCGCGAAUAUCAUCAUCAGGGAGGGAAUAACAGUGCCAAGUUCGUUUUCGCCUGUGCUGUCUUUGCCUCUCUUAAUUCUGUGCUUCUCGGAUACGAUGUAGGUGUUAUGAGUGGAGCAAUCAUAUUUAUUCAGGAGGAUUUGAAGAUAACAGAGGUACAGCAAGAAGUUCUGGUCGGGAUUCUAAGCAUAAUUUCUCUUUUGGGUAGUUUAGCUGGUGGAAAAACAUCAGAUGCCAUUGGUAGAAAAUGGACAAUGGCAUUAGCAGCUAUAGUCUUUCAAACCGGUGCAGCUGUAAUGGCUCUUGCGCCUUCUUUUGGGGUACUAAUGGUAGGCAGGCUCUUGGCUGGAGUGGGAAUAGGUUUUGGAGUCAUGAUUGCACCCGUAUACAUUGCCGAGAUAUCACCAACCGUUGCUAGAGGAUCGCUUACCUCCUUCCCAGAGAUCUUCAUAAAUCUAGGCAUCCUUCUUGGUUAUGUCUCUAAUUAUGCGUUUUCAGGGCUUCCAGUACAUAUAAGCUGGAGGAUCAUGCUUGCUGUGGGAAUUCUCCCCUCAGUUUUUAUCGGGUUUGCGCUAUUUAUUAUCCCUGAAUCCCCAAGGUGGUUGGUUAUGCAGAACCGAGUUGAUGAAGCGAGAUUUGUGCUGCUAAAGACAAAUGAGAACGAGAGAGAAGCCGAAGACAGAUUGGCUGAAAUACAGCAAGCUGCUGGGAUUGCUAAUUCGCAGAAGUACGAAGAGAAAGCUGUGUGGCAUGAACUGUUGAGUCCUUCUCCAUCGGUUCGACGCAUGCUUAUUGCAGGUUGUGGAAUCCAAUGCAUCCAACAGGUUACAGGUAUUGAUGCAACUGUUUAUUACAGUCCCACAAUAUUCAAGGAAGCUGGGAUCAAGGGUAAUACUCAACUUCUGGCUACUACAGUUGCUGUUGGGUUUACUAAGACCAUUUCCAUCUUAGUAGCUAUAUUUCUCAUUGAUAAAGCGGGUAGAAAGCCCUUGCUCUAUGUUAGUACAAUUGGAAUGACUACUUGUUUGUUUUCUCUUGGCCUUACUUUAUCUCUAUUGGGGAAUGGACAAGUUGGAAUCAUAUUGGCAAUUUUAUCAGUUUGUGGUAAUGUAGCUUUCUUCUCGGUCGGAAUUGGCCCCAUCUGUUGGGUUUUGACAUCUGAGAUCUUCCCUCUGAGGUUACGUGCUCAAGCUUCAGCACUUGGGGCAGUUGGGAACAGGCUUAGCAGUGGCCUGAUUGCUAUGUCCUUCCUCUCUGUGUCUCGGGCAAUUACAAUAGGAGGAACAUUUUUUGUAUUUUCAGCGUUUUCAGCUCUAUCUGUUGCUUUUGUUUAUACUUGUGUUCCAGAAACGAAAGGAAAGUCUUUAGAGCAGAUUGAAAAGCUAUUUCAGAAUGAGAAAGAAUGGCGAGGAGGUGAAGUGGAGCUAGGAGAUGUGGAGCAUCUAGUGCAGCAAAAAUGAGUGGCUGAGCAUGCUUGCUUGCUCAAAUCACAAUUUUUUAACUGAAGGGUUGAAAACCUACAACAAGUUAACUGAAGGAAGUCUGCCAGGAGUCCAUGCCACAGUUGAGUAGAAUUUAAUACACGGGCACAAAGCGAAACCCAGAAACCCAGCCUUCAAGCACAAUGCAAAAGAGAAAGGGUGGGCAUUUUUUUCUGUGAACUACAUUGCUCUUCCAGUCAAAUUCAUUGUUGAGGUUUACAUAUGCCUGCCUGCUUCUGUAAGAUUCAUUUACCUCAAAAACACGUUGAUAUUGAGUUAGAUUCACAUGUAUCCUGUAAAAGUAAUAAAAUAUAUGUAUUGGUUUUGUUCUGCUCCUACUCCACAUCCUGUAGAGUGAGGAAAGCAGGGAGAUAGUAAUUGUAAAACAGUAUAUUAUGUUAAUGUAGGCAAUGAUUCUGCAUAA
Messenger RNA from Malania oleifera, 2499 nucleotides. Its product is annotated as probable polyol transporter 4. NCBI's taxonomy places the organism in Eukaryota, Viridiplantae, Streptophyta, Magnoliopsida, Santalales, Ximeniaceae. Gene Ontology annotation, biological process: transmembrane transport. The transcript is spliced from 2 exons. The record is from RefSeq and is a predicted model, not a curated record. Gene Ontology annotation, molecular function: carbohydrate transmembrane transporter activity. The coding region runs from base 480 to 2054 and encodes 524 amino acids. Gene Ontology annotation, cellular component: membrane.